GUAGAAACCUGCAUCUCUAGUUUAAUUCCAUGUAAAUAGUAACUUUAUUUUACACUUAUAACUGGCUUUUAACUGGUAAUUCACCUGUCUUUGGGAAGUAAGCUAACAAAACAAGUGAUAGUGCCCGUAGUUAAAGUGCUUUUACAAUGCUCUGUGUGUUCUGGAAAAGGACUAAAUACCUUUACACAGCUUCCCACCACAUCAGAGUAUGUCGAUAGGUAGAUACUAGCACCCCGAAGGGGCUGGUUUUUGGACAGUAGGUUUCAUCAUACAUGUUGGGCAGCAGGCUCCUUCUAAAAUGAAUCAGAAUUGAUAAAAUCCUAAAAGUACUAGUUCAGGUGAAUCGCAGUCCCAGGAGCUUGAAAAUAUUUUAUGAAAGGUUUAUUAGUAAUGGGAUAUUUUAAGUGCUGUGCUAGUGAAAUUGCUGCUUGGUUGCGUGUUGAUAACCACUUAAUUAGACCCUUCAUCAGCAAUGUUAUGCCUCUUUGUCUCUUUACUAAAAUAAAAGGAGUAGGGCAGCCAUUUAUUUAUUUAUUUAGCUGCCUGCACAAAGUCACUGAAAACCCUGAUGUAACUUUGAAGUUAACCCUGUUUUGAACAAGGAGUUGGGCCUGUGACCUCCAAAAAUCUCCUUCAACCAAAGUUAUUUUGUUGUUUGUUUUCCUGGAACAACUAUCUAAGGCCUUGUGCCCACAGGAAUAUUGCACAACGUAGCAGGAGUUAUUGUCUACAAAUUCCUUCUGUUCACACACCAUGUCCAUCUUAAACCAUGGGAACGGUUUUGCACAGUAAAGUCUUAACAGUCCAGCUUUGCGCAUGUGUGGAGGGCUUGUGGGUUGGACGCACAGCAAGUCCAGCUUUCCUGGAAUUGUGUAAAGACUUAAUUUGCUCACCUGCUGAAUGGCUGACUUGUACCAUUAAGUGUGAGAGGGCCCUGAGAGCGUCCCUAAGUUAUUGUUACUGCCUUGGUUGGUUGGUUUUUUAGCAGAAGUGUUUGUGAUCUGAGAAGAUGUUUCUGUGUCACCCUGUGUGUUUGCUUCUGCUCUGUGCUGCUUCCAGAGUCAUCUUUUGAGUUGUCACUUCUGUGUAAAUACCUGGAUGGCUGUAACCACGCCAUUUAAAUACAUGGUAGCGAUGAUUUUGUCCUCGCUGUGUAACGUCUGUGUGACAUCCUUUCUUUCCUUUGCACCGCCCUCCGUUUCUGUGUGGGUUCUGACAAGGCUGCAGACCCGACUGCUUUAUUCAGUCCAUCUGGAGAAGUCAUCAGGCUGCAGAUGCUUAUAAGAGGCUGUUGGAACAAAUUGAGGUGAAAGAGUACUUGAGCUGUUCUCGGUGUUGAGUCAAAGCACAGGAAGUCUGCCAGAAGACCUUGAAGACAAGGGGUUCGGGCAGAUCCCCCCCUCCCUGGUUCUGCCUCUGCUCCCUUCUCAGGGCUUGGCUGGCUGCUGCCUUGCUGGGGCAUAGUGAGGUGUCCCUCUCCUUUUUGAGCGCAAAGGAAUGAACUCUUGAGUUUGUUUUGCGAUAGUAAGUAUAGCUGUUGGCCAUGGGAGAGAUUACCAUAUGCCACUUCCUAAACUGUUCCUCCUGUCUGCUGUGCCACCCAGUGAUUGUGCACUCUCCUUCCACAGAAGAUGCAAAGCCCUGAGGCUCUGUAAUCAAAUGGGUUGCAUGGAACAUGUUGUGGCAGAGAUGCAGGAGGAGAAGUCACCCGAAAAGAUACGUAUCUGCUGUCCUGGGGUUUUUUUUUGUAAACUCAAGGCUUUGUAAAGUCAAGGCCUCAAACAAAGCUACAGCAGCCUCAAACAAAGCUACAGCAACCUCAGACGAAGCUGCAGCAACAUGAGAAAGCUCAAGUUUGCAGUGCUUGUAUUUAGAGUACUGCAGCCAAAUUCUGUCAGCCACUCAGUAUACUUCAAGGGUCAUUCGUAGGCGUCAGAGAAGAUCUCAAGACAAUAAUAGUGCUCUAUUUUAGCAUACUCAUUACAAAGUGUAACUGCCCUCUCUGCCUCUAGCAACUAUUUUUUCCUCAUACUCAAAUGGUGCAGAAGUGGAAAGGCCGUUGUCAUAAGCAGCAGUAUUGCUUCUCUGCCUAAUUCCCUCAUUGUCUUCUUAAAUGAGACCUUUUUCUUUCUCUGUGGACUCGUAUAAGGAAAAUAACCUUCAGCAAAAAGAUGCUUUGCCGUGGCGUGCUUGUAAUUAUUGGUGUAUUCAUCUUGAAGAAAAAGCAAUCAAACUACUGGGCUUUUUAUGCUGACGGGGAGCUGUGCUGGGAGACAUGCCUUUUCAUGAAAGGAGACAUAGCUUUGAAAGAAAUUGAAAUGCUGUUUACAAAUCAUGAGAGAAGUAACAUCUCACCAUUGUUAAUGUGGAGUGGGAGUGAGACAGUGGGUUCCUGUCCUCAUCCUGAUUUCUUUAGCUUCUCUAACUAAUGGGCCUGUGACAUAUCUGAAGAGCGUGGGGUUUGCUGUAUGUCUGAAUAUAAAGGACAAGAGGAUCUUCUGAAUUCCUUCCAGUGUCAGUGCAGGAGGUGGAUGCUUUUGAGCACAGAAGAUGGCUGUGGUGUGGAGGGGAGCCUCUGUAACAGCUGGUCCCGCCGUGCCAGGGCAGCUGAAGGUGUUCUGCAAAACGCAGAGAGCACAAGGAGCUCAGUCCCUGUGGUUGUAAGCUUACUGCUAUGGACAGUGCUAUCACCCUGUGGCAGUUCCUCCUCCAACUCCUCCAGGAGCCUCAGAACAAGAAUAUCAUCUGUUGGACCUCCAGCGACGGGGAGUUCAAACUGCUGCAGGCAGAGGAGGUGGCCAGACUCUGGGGAAUCCGCAAGAACAAGCCCAGUAUGAACUAUGAUAAACUCAGCCGUGCUCUCAGAUACUAUUAUGUGAAGAAUAUCAUUAAAAAAGUGAAUGGUAAGAAGUUUGUGUACAAGUUUGUUUCUUAUCCGGAGAUUUUAAAUAUGGAUCCACUUGUCGUGGGCCGUAUAGAAGGAGACCCUGAAAUGACUGGUUUUGCGGAAGUUAGCAGUGCUCCAAAGGAUGUGGAAAACUGCGGGAAGGAGAAGUCUCAGUCCUGUGCUAAAUCCUCCAGCCGCAAUGACUAUAUCCACUCAGGCUUGUACUCCUCUUUUACUCUGAACUCCCUGAACUCUUCCAGCAUAAAACUCUUCAGGUCCAUCAAGAUUGAGAAUCCAGCUGAGAAACUAACAGAGAAGAAACCUGCUCAGGAUCCAACGCCCUCUGUCAUCAAGUUUGUAACCAUGCCCUCCAAAAAGCCUUCAUCUGUCCCCCUGGUCUCUACCACUUCAACGGUCUCUGCCACUUCCACUGCUUCUGCCACUUCAACCACAUCCUCUCUUCCCAUGGGAUCGGAAGAAACUCUCCAGACCUUGGAGACGCUUGUUCUACCCAAGUUAACUGUCCCUGAAGCUCCAGCACCUUUGCCAAACUUAACCACCAGCUUCACCCCAACUCCACCCAUAUCCUCAGUUUCUCCUACUCUGCAAGUUCCUUCCACACCCCCGUCGCCGCCCCUGAGCUCUAAUCCUGACCUGGACAUUGACACCGACAUAGAGUCUGUGGCUUCUCAGCAGCUGGAGCAGGCUCAGAGCCUUCAGCAUCAAUCCCCAGAGCCCAAAGAACAGGAUUCUUCUGUGCUGGAGAAGGAAUUUGCCAAUCACCUCUCCAGAUCUAAAAAACCCAAAGGGCUGGAGUUGGCUCCUACUCUCGUCAUUACAGGCAGUGAUCCAAGUCCACUGGGGAUUCUGAGUCCUUCUCUCCCAACUGCUUCUCUUACUCCAGCACUUUUCUCUCAGACUCCCAUCUUGCUGACCCCAAGUCCCUUGCUCUCCAGCAUUCACUUCUGGAGUACGCUAAGCCCGGUUGCUCCUCUCAGUCCUGCAAGGUUGCAAGGUGCUAAUACACUCUUUCAGUUUCCAUCAGUGCUGAACAGUCAUGGCCCAUUUACUCUGUCUGGACUGGAUGGACCAUCUACCCCUGGCCCGUUUUCCCCUGAUCUGCAGAAGACAUAGCACAUGAACUCAUGGAAAGGACAUAUUGGCAAGCAAGGGAAAGAUAUGACACUUACAUUUAACCAUGUUUUUUUAAAUGAACAAUUUAUAAUUCCACAGAGAUUAUCAACAAUCAUAGUUUUUGCCAUUCCCAAAUAAAAUGCCUUUUUUGCAAAAUUCCCUUUUUUGAAGACCCAGGUUGGGAAUGUAUAUUAUGCAAACGCCUUAAUAGGAGCUGAAGCUCCGGUCUCUUCUCUUCCCUCCUUGGUUUGGAAGACUUCACUAUGGUUUAAUGGAGUUUUGACUGGUGUUGCAGUAACUGAGUCUGCACUGAUUGCAGUAAACAGUAUCAGAGAAGUCUUUUCUCUGUGACUCUUGGAAAACCCCUCUGUUCUUCUGCUUCCUGUGCUUGGCAAGAAGAAAUCUAAUCACGAUCGAAGCUGGCAUUCCAGGAAAUGCUUUGGGAAAGGGGUGUGUGCAUCGGCUUUGCCUUGGGGCCCGAUAACUUCUGCAGCAACAAAACAGCCUGCGUCUUUUCUGCUGUAAAAACAUCUUGUCUUUUUGCAGGGAGAAAUUUUCAAGGAAUAUUCAAUGAUUGUGUUAUUGAGAUAUGGACAAUUUUUGAAUGGCAUUGUAUACCGACAGUCCAGCCCCUCAGAGAAGUUGUCUGGCUAGCUUCUGGAUGCUUCCCUGCCCUCCCUUCGGUGAGGAGGCGAGGUCUGGAGAUGGAUGAAUGGUGUGAUUAAUUCCUUUCAGUUUUCAGAAAGUUUGAAUGCUGAAGUCCAAACAUUUCUUGUGCCAGAGACCUGUUAGAAAGCCUGUAAUCUCACUGCUAGAAGAUUAGCAGGAUGGUGGAUUUUACAUGAGGUUUUGAGGGUGUGUCUGUAUUUGAGGUUGCUGCCUGAUGCUAGAGUUUCAGACCCAAACAGUGGGUGAGAACACUAACGUCUCGGCAUUAACGUUACUGCUCUUUUCCCACAGUCGAAGUGGAGAAGCUCCUCUUCUACCAGUCUUAUCUCAAGUUUUGCUACAGAUUACUGCUUUUCUUAUUUGAAGAAGCGCUCAAGCCCAAAGUUAGGCUCAGUGUGUACAGCUAGCUGAGAGAGGUACCACGGCAUAUCAACCUUACUGUAAAUUUGUGCUUGCAUUGCUUUUCUUGGUGGCCGUGUGUGUAUGGGUUAGAACAAGAUUAGUAUCCAGAGGCAUUUGAAACACUGAUGAAAUGAAAUUUGUAGUUAGAUCUUUAGACCUCAGGAGGCCUUUUAAGAGAACUGAGGCACGGAAGAAGAAACGCUCUCCUCUCAUGGCCCCUCGGAGACUGCAUGUCUUGGUCUGUUGGUGCUGGGCGCUGUGCCCUUCCACUUUGGGCAUCUGAAGUCAGGCAGCAACUUCUGUUUGCUACUGUGUACAUUGAGUUGGUGACAUGAGAUAAUCUCCAUAAAAUGCGCACUAGAAGACAGAUGGAGACCAUCUCUUUCCUUUGGCAUCCUCACUGGCUGUCCUCAAAGUUUUAAUGAGCAGAGGAAGAUUGUACCUUUACAGCAGGAGGAGCUGGCAGUGUACGCUGUAUAUAUUGCACCUGUCUUACGGAUAAGUGGUGAACUCGAGCUUUCCAGAGUUUUCCUUUUGCCACUUUUGCAGACUCUGAGUUCACUUUAAAGCGUAUGACAAUACCCAAGACUUAAUUUACUGCAGUGACGUUAUCUUUUUCUAUUAUAGCAUUGAAAUAUGUAAACCACUUAGUAUGUUCCUGACAUGCCACCCGAGGCAGGUGGGUGUAAUGGAGUUGCUUUUUGGGCAUUGUACAUCCAGAAAGUCCCCUGCCCGGUGGGAGAAAAGGGUAUGCCUGUCUUUAGGUGGAGAUAGCAGGGAGUGAGUUCGUGUAGUGAACUGUCUUCCUGUUCGGUUAUGCCAGGGGUAUAAUACUGCUUUGCGUUUUAGACAGCAGCAGAUGCAGGAUAAAGUUCUUGUGCCAGUGGCUCUUAAAAUGACAAUGUGCAAUAUUGACCUUUUUUGUUUUUAGAUGCAGAAAGCAAGCUGUGGAUCAUAAUUAAGAGCAGGCACCUGGAAUUUUCUGGUUUGCAUGAUAGCUUGUGAGUCUGCUCUAGAAAAUAUAUAUAGCUAUGUAUAAAUAGCAGCACUUUUAAUGUUGUUUUAGGUUGGCCAAUUUUAUGCCCACGACGUGUGUGGACUUGAGCAACAUUGCAGACUAGGAUUAGAAUUUAAAAAUAAUUAAUGAGCACUAAAGACUUGCAAUUUAAUUGCUUCCCUUUCCUUGUCCCCUAUGGAAAAAAGCCAAGUUUAUUUGUUUAAAAGUUGUGUAUGUGCACACAUGCACUUAAUUUUUUGUAAACUGUAUCACUUUCAGCAUAGGUAUGCAAGAGAACCAAAUGCUAAUAGCUUGUCAGUUGUGCUUGGCCUAAUUUCACGCUCUUCUCCGAGUAGCUUCGUAAGAUUGCACUGCCAUAGCUGGUUGAUGAGAUACACGUUUCCUUUGGGAAUACCUUCUUCAGAGAAAGUUAAUAUGAAAAUGCAGCCUGUACGUGUUGGUUUCAGUCUGGUAAGAUCCAACUUCCUGACAGAUAGCACUGAGAAGAGGAUUGCUUUUGCUUCUUGAGCACCUGCCUUGGAAAAUGAAAGUCCCAGCUAGGGUUGUAAUCUCAGGAGGCAGUUGGGAAAGCAAGUUGAAAGGGAGGGGAGGUGUGAGAGGAGAGGCUUGCUCACCUUUUCUCCAUUACAACUUUCAGGUCACUUAAGGUAAUAUGAUCUUGUAUAUAUGCUGCCUCAUUAAACACACACUUACUAACAAGGAUAGAACUGCCAGCUUUUUUGGACCACAUUCCUGACAGAGCACAGUGUCGCUGUGGCUUCUUGGAGCUUGGUUAUGUGAAUUGCUGGUACUUUCACUAGCUCACUUCAGGAGCAGUUUGCAGCUCGUUGCAACUUGUUUUUAAUUUAGUGUAGGGAAGGCGGGGGUUAAUAUAGGCUCUUUUUUAAUUAUCAUGUUAGCAGUCUGUAAUAUGGGUAUAGUACUGUGUUGGUUUACAAAAAUAAUAACGCAGCAUUAUGGAAACAUUUUAUUACACUGCAAUUCAUGUUGCUGAAUUAGCCAUGGUAUUGUUGAAUGCUUGAUAAUAUUUGCAUUGGUUAAUUCAUAGAUGGUGGUAGAAUUAGACUGGAUGAGCACGGAAGUUGAACAUCUGUCUUGCUUCUGGAAAUCUUUUACAUAUCACUGCUGCUGUAUAAUAGUACUGCAGAGUUGAAAAGCUUGCGCUGCUGUUGCUGUGUGUGCUAUGUCUGGCUUUGUUUGAGAUCCUGAACUGUCAGGAUGCCACUAGCGACACGUGCAGCUAGCAGAAACAAUCCAUGGAAAGCAGAAAUGUGUUAAUAAUACCCUGCGGUUGGAGAACCAUACUUGUUCUGUCUUACCUGUUUGCAGAGAAUGGGAUCCUAGUAAUGAUGGAGGGAAGUGUUUUGGUUUUUUCCUUAACAGCAGCUUAAGUCUAGAUCCUUGUUUCAGAAAUCUGUCUUCAGCAAGUGACGGCUGAAUGUAGUUCCUAUGCACUGUCUUUGGCACAUUGAAGUUGCGUUUUGCAAUAGGUCAGGAAGUGAUAAAAUGCCUUGAAUUUGAGAAUUCAUUGUUUUAACUUGGAGCAUCCUAAGACUUUGGUAUCCAUGCAGUCUUUGGUAUAAUGGACCGUGCGUUAUAAUAUGAAAGGCUUUGGUUGUUCAGUGGUUUGUUCGGGAUAAUUUCUCCCUCUGGUAUGUUUUCAAACCUCAGAUAUCUAGCAAAUAGAUUCUUCCUGGUUUUUUUAGCGUUCAUUUUAACCACAGUGAAGGCUGCUUAAGUGCAUAUCUUCCUUUACACGGCUUUUCAAAAUGCAGUGAGAUGCAUUAAUGUCAGAUUCCUUCAUGACUUCAACUUUCAUGCGAGAACUUCUGCAGGUUGAGAUCGGAUGAAAGAGCUAGCCUAGCACAUUGAUGCAGUUUCUCAGGUGAGCACAGGCGCAGAGUUCUGGUCCACUUCUGUAGCAUUUUUCUAGUGCUGAGGUCAGAACCUACAAUUCUGACAAUCUGUUGGCUACCCAUGGUUUAUUCAUAUAUCUUUUAGUUACCUUUUGCUACUGUUUUAUAGCAUUUUUGUAUGUACUCAUGUUUUACUAUACAAUUUAACCUCUUCCAUUUUUAAUGCAUAUUUGUUUACAAGACACAUCUCAGUGUUGUAUCAAGAGGCUAUCUUGGUAUUGUCAGCUAUGAAAAUAAACUACGUCAGUAGUUAAGGAACAUUGUCAAAGCUGACAGGUAUUUCAAAACUUGAUGUUCAAGUUCUGGGUGUCCAUGAUAAUUUUGUUCUAUUUUGUUCCUCAGUUCUCCUGUGUAAGAAAUAUACGUUCCUUCUGGCCUCUGAGGUCAUGGGUAUGGAUAGAUUAUUUUGUCUUAAUAAUCACGGAGCAUAGUAUUGCAAACAAACAGCCCGAGCCCCACGGGACCUUACACUCGGCAAAUAAGUUGAAAAUCCACUAGAAUUGCAGUCAUGUUGCUUAGAAGCUAUUUGGGAUCUUUUAAUAAGGUAUAGUAUGUCUUGCCUAAACAGGAAUUUUUAUGGUUUGAUUUGAAUUUAAUUAAAGAGUAAUUGGCAAUGGUUGCUGUUCAGUCUGAACAGUAUUAGCAAAUCUGCUUAAUGUGGAAGCCUUUGGCUAUUGCCAUCAAGUUGAGUGGUGGUUAAUAUGUGACAUGCUAAAGUUGAUCUGCUGAAAUCAGAGGCUGUCGGAUGAAGAUUAAAAGAUAAAACACAGUGACAGUUGUUUUACACAGCCCUUCAGGGCUAUUGCUGCAAAAGGCUUUGUCUUGGAACAACAUCUGUGGACGCGGCAUUCCACUUGCUUUGAGCGUGUAGUAUUGGCCAUGCAGGAGCCCUUUGGAAAAGCUGAUUGUGGACAGGGAAGAAUUUUUGAAAAUAGAACCAAAUCUUUUCCCUGUAGCCUGCUUUUAGUCAUAAGGAUAUAAUACGGGAGCUACAAAGCUGCAGUAAUGGCAGUGCUGCUCUGUUUCUGCAGUCUGUGUGUCACCAACAGACCUUCCACUGAAAUUUCCUGAGUGUCUUGGUGCCGUCUAAAGCAGAAAGGUUAAGCUUUGCUUUUGGGUGUCUAGCGGAUCCUGAACUGAGGAAUGUUGUUCUUGCCUUU
Molecule: messenger RNA, 9186 nt
Organism: Grus americana (Whooping crane)
Lineage: Eukaryota; Metazoa; Chordata; Aves; Gruiformes; Gruidae
Gene: ELK4
Product: ETS transcription factor ELK4
Exons: 5
Coding region: 2675-4021 (448 amino acids)
Biological process (GO): cell differentiation; regulation of transcription by RNA polymerase II
Cellular component (GO): nucleus
Molecular function (GO): DNA-binding transcription factor activity, RNA polymerase II-specific; sequence-specific DNA binding
Source: RefSeq, a predicted model, not a curated record